Limulus polyphemus (Atlantic horseshoe crab) is the source of this 1955-nucleotide messenger RNA. RefSeq lists its product as uncharacterized. The coding region runs from base 69 to 1694 and encodes 541 amino acids. Lineage: Eukaryota; Metazoa; Arthropoda; Merostomata; Xiphosura; Limulidae. The transcript is spliced from 10 exons. Gene Ontology annotation, molecular function: protein binding. The record is from RefSeq and is a predicted model, not a curated record.
CUCUACAAAUAAUAUAAGGGAAAAACAACAUAUGCAGUAACCUUUCGUCAUUGUUUAUAAAUAUAUCAAUGGACAUGCCUGUUAAAAUGAACUUAUUAAAAAGCAAACUUGUUGUGUAUGAAUUCUACCUGGUUUAUUUAAUCAAGGCUAUACUUCUCCAUCAAGUACGAAGCGCAGUAGUAGAGAAAGUGACUGGAGUAGUUGGUAUGAAAGUAGCCGUCCCUUGUAACAUUACACCUCCCAAUGCAAAUGACGACGUCUCAUUAGUGCUGUGGUAUAGAGGAGAUACUUCCAAUCCACUCUACAGCUUCGACGCUCGAAGAGGCAAUACGAAUUUGGGAAGACAUUCCCCAACAGACAACCUCUCGGAUCGUGCCAUGUUCAGCGUUAUUGACAGACCAGCUGUUUUGAUAUUGGAUCCUGUUUUGGCAGGGGAUGCAGGGACCUACAAAUGUCGUGUUGAUUUUCGUGUUGCAAGAACAAGAUACUCGGAAGCUGAACUGUCUGUUAUCAUUCCUCCAAACAAACCAAUAGUGACUGAUGUAAAUGGAAAAAUGCUGGAGAGUCUUGUGGGACCAUACAAUGAGGGACAAAAUUUGACAUUCCUGUGUAAGACUGACGGAGGUAAACCCUUGCCUUCUGUGUCUUGGUGGAGAGAGUCGGUGCUCCUGGAUAAUACGUUUGAGGUCAUUACAAAAGAUAUAGUACAAAACACCAUCGUGAUUCCGAAGUUGGAACGUCAGCACUUAAUGGCAACUUUCUCCUGCCAAGCACUGAACAACAAUCAGUCUUUACCCCGGACAUCGACCGUUACAGUGGAUAUGAAUUGUGUCCCAGAAACAUUACAUAACUGCACUGUCACAAACCAGACUGACUCUUCCUUCCGUAUAGAGUGUAUGGAAGGCUACGACGGAGGCAUGAAACAACAUUUUGUUAUGGAAGUUCACGAUACCACGCACAAUGUAAUCCGAGCAAACCUUACGUACAAAUCACCGGUGUUUCAAGCAACCGGGCUUCCUUCUGGGGUUCAUUUUGUGGCAGUUCUAUAUGGAGUGAACAAAAAAGGCAGAGGAGAAGCAGUUAUUCUUCGACCUGGAACCUUGAAAGUUCCUGAAACUCUUACUCAUAUAGAUACCCAUUGGAAGGCUACGCUCAACCCUUUACUUAUCAUCCUCAGCGGCAUAGUUGGUGGUCUUGUCUUUGUGGCUUUAUUAAUCGUAUGUGUGAUAAAGUAUCGUAGCAGAAAUGGAAAUAAGCAAAGAAAGAACCGAAAUGAGAGAAAGGAAAAAGACAAGUAUGAUGAGCCAGAUGAAAAUUUAGAAGAAUUGGCCACAAGAAAAAAAUGUCCAGAUAUCAUACCGGGAGUUGUGGUUAAAGGAAAUCGUUUAAGAAGUUCAAAAAGUUCAAACACCUACGAUGACUUGAAAGAAGAUUAUGACUUCGCAACUGAGAAUUUAUGGACAGCAAAUACACAUUUAUCGGAAAGUCAACGAUUUGAAAUGGCAACGUUACCAACACAGUCAUGUCUAAAACAAGACAAGGAAGGAUAUAUCGUACCACAAAGAUGCUGUUCUUCAUUUCACCCAGAGGAAAGGGGUGUUCGCGUCCUCCCAACUCCAUCAGUUCAUACGUUUAUCUAUGACACUGGCCAAUCUGAUAUUCUUCUGUUCUCUCCUCGACAAACGGACGUCUAAGUGCUUCCGUCCAAGGCUAUAGCUGAAAAUCCACCAUUAUGUGGUAUUAUUGUUAUUCUAUCCACAUAAGGACGUACUUACAUGAGAUCAUCUACAGAGCGUAAAGCUAAACCAAUGUUAUUUGAUCUAAGGCUGGUGGUCUGAGGCUUAAAAUUAUGGAGCGUUAAUGCAUAUCAUGUAAUAAAUAAAUACAAGAAGCUGAUUACUCGAACACUUUACGUAGGAGAAACAAAAACAUUACAACUAUAUCUGCUUGUGCAA